Rosa chinensis is the source of this 1095-nucleotide messenger RNA. RefSeq names its product probable LRR receptor-like serine/threonine-protein kinase At3g47570. Bases 1 to 1095 code for a protein of 364 amino acids. Gene Ontology annotation, biological process: protein phosphorylation. The transcript has 5 exons. The record is from RefSeq and is a predicted model, not a curated record. Gene Ontology annotation, molecular function: protein kinase activity; ATP binding. Lineage: Eukaryota; Viridiplantae; Streptophyta; Magnoliopsida; Rosales; Rosaceae.
AUGGCUUUAGUAGCUGGGUUUACUCUUUUGGUAAUUGCUAUGGUGCUAUCCUUUUUACUUCAUCGUAAGAAAAGGAAAGCAAUUAUGUUGAGCACCUUGGUGAACUCUUUUUUGCAAGUCUCAUAUGCUAUGCUAUUAAAAGCAACUGACGGGUUUUCUUCCACUAAUUUGAUUGGUAAGGGUGGUUUUGGUUCUAUGUACAAAGAAAUUCUCGAUGGUGAUAGAGCUGUCACUGUAAAGGUGCUUAACAUGUUACACAAGGGAGCUUCAAAGAGUUUCAUUGUUGAAUGUGAAGCACUAAGAAAUAUCAGGCAUCGAAAUCCGGUCAAGAUUGUAACUGCAUGUUCAAGUGUUGAUUUUCGUGGAAAUGAUUUCAAAGCUCUAGUUUAUGAAUUCAUGGAAAAUGGGAGCUUAGAAGAGUGGUUGCAUCCAACCACUAGAAUUCAUGGUAAAACACCAAUAGUUCAUUGUGAUAUCAAACCAAGUAAUGUCCUUUUGGACAAAGACUUGACUGCACAUGUUUCCGACUUUGGACUGGCAAGGUUUCUCUCAAAAUUAACUGAUAAUGUUUAUGAAAAUCAAUCAAGCUCCAUUGCAAUAACGGGAUUGGUUGGUUAUGCUGCUCCGGAGUAUGGUAUGGGAAGUGAGGUGUCAACAUAUGGGGAUGUGUAUAGAUUCGGCAUUCUCUUGUUAGAAAUGUUUACUGGGAAGCGACCCACUGAUCCUAUGUUCAGUGACGGCUUGAAUCUUAAUAGCUUUGUGAAGAUGGCUCUACCUGAAAAUGUUAAGGAGAUUACGGAUUCACUACUUGAAGGAGGCAUCACCACUAUCGAUGAAGCUCGCGAUCAACCCAUCGCAAGUCCACUACAGAAGAUUGAAGAGUGCUUGAAGUUGAUAUUUGGAGUUGGAAUUGCAUGUUUUGUUCAAUCCCCAACAAACCGAAAGGAUAUAAGUGAUGUUUAUUGUAUUGUUGUUGUUUGUGUUAACUUCUAUGUUGAUGAUGUUUUGUGCUAUUGCGGCAUUAACAGUGACUUUGGAAUUAUCAGUGACUUUGCUAGUAACACGUUUAAUAUUGUUCUUCUAUUCAGGCAUUAA